CGUUCAUUUUAUUCCUUAAUUUUUUGCGUGCAUGCUUCAGUUCUAUUAUUUAAGGACGGUGAACAGAAAAAAAAAAAUAGAAGUGUCGCCAAUACAAUUAACUUUGCGCAAAUUGUAAGUGAACUACAUUAUAAUUAGCACUGUAAGUAAAGAUAUUAACAACAUAAUCGCUUUCCGUGGAGCGUGCAAAACAACGUCUACGUUUUGUUGUGGCAAUCAAGAAAAAGAAUAAUAAAAGGGGAAGAAAAGAGCCGCUGCUUUGAAUUUGAGCGUGGUUAUACGUGAAUGUGAUUGUGUGAGUGUGUGUAUAGUUUUGUGCAUACUUGUCUUGUUCCUUUUCGUGCCAAAAUCAGUGCAUCAUAGAGGCUAAAGGAAAAAUAGCCAAAGUGAAGAUCAGAUCUUUUUGAAAGAGAUGAGCUAUUUAACCAGCGAGCCGGUGCCGCCCGGAUUUGAGGAUGAAAUGGCGCGAGCAGCAAUUAUACAGAAGCAAAUUGAUAAUUACAAAGGUGGCGCUCUCAUUGGCACCGAAUACGUGGUGGAGCUGCACGAGAACGGCCAAGUGCAUCCCGAUUAUUUUUGUGUACUGUGCAACACAUGCAACGACAGCUGUUCCAUAUUCACACACUGGACCUCGGUUACCCAUCGGGUUAACUAUCUGAAGAAACACUUUCAGAAGGCCUACGAUAAGCUGCAGCAGCUGCGCCGCUCAUCCAGCAGCACCAGCAGCGACAUGUGCUCCGCCAUCGCCAAAUUGGUGCAACUGAUAGAGCAGCAAUGCGGUCGCAGCAUUCACCAUUUGGCUGUGGAUGGCGAUGAUUUUCGUCGUUUUCGUUCUAAGAUUUGUUCACAGGUACGCGAUCACUUUCAUUUCGAUGAAUGCACCGGCGUUGAUUUUGUGGAUGAGGUGCGUAAAAUCGUACAAGACAUGAAGCCAACGGAUUCGCUCAAGCCGAAAAAGAAUUUAAAUGAGCGCAAAUCUGAAGCUUCGGCCAUUGCACUGGAUGCCAUCUCCAGUGAUGAUGAUGAGAAUUUUGCUAACACAGCGCCACAGCAGACGUCGCAACAGCCAAAGAAGGCGCGCAAAAAGCAGGAGGAACAAAUGCCGGCAUACCGGGCCGCGAAUCGUUCACCGCCUCUGGGUAAAGAUCUGACCGCCAUUGCCGGCAAUACGACCCCAGCAGCAACCGUCAAGCUGCCGACACCCAAAGAGCUAUCAUUGCAGGCAUCGCAUAUUGCCCAGGAGCGCUACAAAUGGGAGAAGUUUCGCUGCAUGCUGGAGCUGCAGCUGAAGCAGUUGCGCGACGAAACCGAGACGUACGAAACGAAUCCGGAGAAGCAUCCCGACUAUUCCGAAGAAUGGAAACAGUUCUGGAAUCGACGCUAUAAGCAGCUACAGGAGGAAAAGAAAUGUGACCCGAAUACCUACGACUACAAGCCCGAGUGGAUCGCCUACUGGAAGGGCAGACGGGUCGAGCUCUUUAACAUUGCCGUCAAUAAAAUCAAAAAGGAGCUCAAGGAGAAGUUCAAACUUGGCGACGAGGACGAAGAGAGCACCAAGGAGCUGAUGGAUCGCUACAAAAUACGUGUGAACAGUCCCAAAAGUACCACCGAAGUGCCCGCAGGCACAGCUGGAGCUGGCAGUACAUCGAGUGGGCGUCGCAAGAACAGCUACCGUGGCUCCAGUACUCGAUCCAACAGCCGGCCUAUUGGCAUCGAUGCUAUCAUCGACAUCAGCGAUGACGAUCAGCAGCCACCAGCUGCUCCAACGGCACGCACCGGUCGCCGUCCAAACUAUACACGCUCGAUCUCGCGCAGCCUGUCGCCUAAACGUGGCCGGCCAGGUCCGGGGCGCUUAGGUCGGCGCUCGCGCACCCGUUCACCAAUCAGCUCCCGAAGGCGACCACGCUCACGCUCCAGAUCGCGUUCGGCUCAUCGGCGCUCGCGUUCGCCAUUUAGCCGAGGCCGGGAGCGAUCGUUGCAUUCGCGCGGCCGCGAUGAUUACAGUGAGAGAGGCCGUGAGAAAAGCGGCGAUUACUAUAGGCAGAGAAGCGGCAGUUAUUCGCGCUCCUCGCGCAACUUUGAGCCAAUCGAGUCAUUCCGUGUGCUUGACUCGCGCGUCUAUCCGGAAUAUAGUCACCAGAGACAGCGUUCAACAUCGCCGACGGGCACAGUCAUAUCCGAGAAGGAGCCAGAGCCGGCCGAAGAGGCCGAGGGUCCGUUGACCGUGGUCAGUGUGCUGCGCAUGCUAUCCGCAUUAGAGGAUCAGUUGGGCAGUCUGGGCCCCAAGGCUCUGAAUCUGCUGAGCAAAGCGCUGGCCAUGGAGAAAAUCAAACCGAACGCUGCCGACGAUCUCUUAUUGAACGAGGACAAUUGUGUCUUCUUGGAGACCACCAAGGAGAAGCUAAAGGGUAUACUCAUUGCCGAAGUGCUCGAUGAUCCGCAAAAAGUGCGCGUUGUGAAAAAGUUAAUCAGCAAUAUAGCCACCAUCAUCUUCCAAGUGACCUCCAGGGGUGUUCAAGAGGUGCAUGAUCAUGAGCCAAAGCAAACGGAUUUGGCCAAAAAGAAAGAGUACCAGCUGCCCUUCGAUAGACAGCUCGUCUCGUCGAAACUGGCCAGCGAACUGGUGUUGAAUGGUAUGGACAACUUGAGCACCGAUGAUAUGAACAAAUUGGUGCACUUCUUCACGCUGCUGGUGAAGACGGAUCACAGCCGCCGCCAGGUGGAUAGAAAAAGCGGCUUCAGCUUUGGCGAGGUGCCGCUCCGCCUGGGACUUCCCAAUUACAGUAAUGAUGCUCAUGAGGGCAACCACAAGGGCGGCAGCGGUGGUGGCGGUGGCGGUGUCGGUGGCGGAGGCGUUGGCAGUGGCAGUGGCACUGGCACUGGCGUCGGCAUGCUGGACAUUGAUAUUUGUGAGUUAAUGAAGGAGGUGGAGCAUCAGCUGGCAAAGGAGACUGGCAACGAUCUGAAGGCGAAGGCAGCCACCAAUGAUACUGGCAACAACAUGAUGGAAUCGCUCACCGAUUCCGAUUUGCAGACUCUGCUGCAGAACUUCAAGUUUCUGUCCAACGAGGAGCAGGUGCAUCUGAUUGGCCAUCUGCGCAAGCUGGAGAAAUUGGAACCGAUACGCGUUGAGCGUUUGCGCAAAUACGUGAACAUUGCCGAGCUAAGCAGCGAUGGCGAAUCCUGCAGCGAUUAUCUCUCACGUGUUGUGGCCAAUGGACGGCCCAUAGGCAGCAGCUCGCGCGGUGGUGCUGCUGGUGUUGCUGACGAUGCUGUCGAAGCUGCCGUUGCUGCUGCAGUUCGUCGCAAGAGCAUGGAGCGUGAACAGCCCUCGUCGGCGAAAGUGCAGCGUCGCAAUUCACCCAAAUUUUUACUGGAUGAUGAUGACGACGAUGAUUACAAUUUCGAUGAUCUGGUGAUGAAGGCAAACAGCUCGAAUGGCAACAAGAAGAAGACCACGCCCAUGCCGCCCAUUGUGCCGGCAGCAAUGUCACCCAAUGCGCUGACCUUCAAGCCGGCGGCAUCGAAGAUUUCGCUAAAGGACACCGAGAACAUCAUUGCCAAUCUGAUGGGCACAUUGACCAGCAAUACCAAUCAGGCAAACAGCGCUGCCAAGCAGCAGCAGCAGCAGCAGCUGCAGCAACAGCAGUCACAGCAGCAGCAGCAGCAGCAGCAACUUCAUCAACAGCUGCAGCCAAUGCGUGGUAUCCCACAGCAGCAUCAACAACAACAGCUGCAACCACCACCGCAGCAACCCACACAAUUCGGCAACAUGAAUGGGGCAAUUGGUGGCAGCUCGGCAGUAGUACCGACUGGUAACGAUAGCUACUAUAACUUUGGCCACGAUCAGCUGUCUGGCGGUCCCACCUAUCCAAAUAUGCCACAGCAACAGCCGCCGCCGCAGCAGCACCAACAACAACAACAGCAGCAGCAGCAACAGCAACCUUAUAAUAUGGGCAACUACAAUGCAUACGGUCCGCCCAACGGUGGCUAUGGUGGCCAAAUGAAUCCCUGGGCGGCCAAUGGACCGCCGCAGCCGUUUAACAACAUGCCACCGAACUUCUUGCCACAGCCGCCGCAGCAGCAGCCGCCGCACUAUAACAACAUUUUUGGCCGUCAUCAUUGAGUGCGCCGCAACUAGUUCGGCCAAUUUCUGUAUCAAACAAAAAACGAAACCUUGAUAGGAUUUAAGCUU
Messenger RNA from Drosophila navojoa, 4195 nucleotides. RefSeq lists its product as uncharacterized. The record is from RefSeq and is a predicted model, not a curated record. Lineage: Eukaryota; Metazoa; Arthropoda; Insecta; Diptera; Drosophilidae.